Molecule: messenger RNA, 2351 nt
Organism: Chara braunii
Lineage: Eukaryota; Viridiplantae; Streptophyta; Charophyceae; Charales; Characeae
Source: the annotation of a GenBank genome assembly
AGGUAGAUUCUAUCAGAUGGGACUCGGCGUGCAUCCUACAUUAGCUGGUCUGUGUGCAUGGCUCAACAGUGAAAAAGGGACAAGCCAGGGCGGGCUUGGUGCUGUUAGGAGUGACCAAUGAAAUUGUUUGCUGUUUGGCUGUCUGCUUUGCCACUCGCACACAGGGCAGUGAAGGAUGUAGUGAAAGCGCUAAAGAGACGGCUGGGUAAUAAAAACCCUAAAGUCCAGCUUCUAGCGCUUACGGUCCUCGAAACAUGUAUGAAAAACUGUGGCGACAACUUCCAUGCCGAAGUGGCGCGAAAGGAUAUACUCGCGGAUAUGGUAAAAAUUGUGACAAAAAAGGCUGAUAUGGAAGUCCGGGAUAAGGCCCUCAGCCUGCUCGAUGCAUGGCAGGAAGCAUUCGGUGGUCGCGAGGGCAGAUACAACCAGUUCUGGGAGGCAUAUGACACUGUCAAGAGGAAGGGGAUAGAAUUUCCUAAUCGGGAUCCAAGCAAUCCUGGUCCUAUGUUUGCACCAUCUCUCAGUUACAGACUUGCACUAGGUGGGGCUGUGGGAGGAUAUGGUGGGGCUGUGGGAGGAUAUGGUGAUGAUAGGCGGGUUAAUCGUGGGCCUGCUGCACCAGCACCAGCACCAGCACCAGCAAUUGGGGAACCCUCGAAUCCGACCAUGCGGGCAACUGAUAUAAAAACAGCUCGCAACAGUCAAGAGCUCUUGUCGGAUAUGAUCAACUCUCUUGACCCAAAGGAAAGACAGGGCAUUAGGGACGAGUUGAUUCUGGAGCUUGUAGAACAGUGUAAACUCUGGCAGAGGAAGGCUGUCUACUUUGUGGAGCACUGUGGCAGUGGCGAUGAACGGCUUCUUUCUGAAGCCUUGUCCUUAAAUGAUGAUUUGCAGAAAGUGCUGGCUAGGUAUGACGCAAUCGCAACAGGAGUUGGGAAAGAGUCGGCCACUUCGACACGACCGAGCACGGCCCCAUCAGAUGGUGAAGAGGAGGACGACGAGGAGGAUGAUUUCGCAAAGCUGGCGAACAGAAGGGAAAGGCGAAGCAGAUCGAGCUCACAACAGGAGUCGAAGCCAAGCCCUUCAACGGAUAAUGCAGUUGCCAGCAGGCUUGCUCUUCCACCGCCACCUGGCAGUAGUCGUAUGGCUCUGCCACCUCCGCCUCAAGCGGGCAGGCGAUUAGGUGGUCGGGAACAGACUGUGGAUCUCCUGAGUGGCGAUCCACUAUAUGUUAAGCCCCCAUCUGACAAGCCUGACCCCUCAAAGGGUCUUCCAACUUCGCCCACAAGCUUGGCAGCGGGCCCGGACGCUCAUGGUGGUCUUUAUAAGCUCUCGGCACCGUCGCCUAUCACGUUGCAGCCUCAACCGGCAGGUACAAAUCCGUUCCUAGCAUUACCAGCACCUGGCACUGCAGCUGGGAGUCCUGGGUUGGCAGGCGUGCCCUCUCCGCAGCAGCAACAGACCCGGCCAUUUGUAGCGAAUGGCAGUUCUCCAGGAGCCCAAGCUGGCAACCCUAUUGUGGGUUCAAUAAAUGGGGGGAUUAUCCCUGGGCAACAAACCCCUCCACAGCAGAUGCCUAUUCAACAACAAGUUCUGCCGGGUUAUGUCGUGCCGUGGGCGGCACCUGGCUCGGGAGUUUUGAUGAGUCCUACACGUCGUGUGAUGCUCUACGGGAAUGGCAAAUCGGCGGCAGCUGCUCAAGCUCUCCAACCUCAACAGCUUGCGCACCCUAAUAUACCCCAACAGCAGCAGCUGACCCCAUGGACUGCGGCGCAGGGAGUUGCGGCUACGGGACCGAGCGGUCAUGCGCUGAGUCAAGUGCAGCAGACUUUAUUGUAUGGGACCGGUGCAGUGCCACAACUGCAGCAGCACCCAAGCUUUCAUCAGAGGCGCGCAACGUUUGGUGGGACGAUGGGGAUGUCUCCACAGCAGUCGGCCUACCCUGGGAUGAUGGGUAUGGAUGACCAGUAUGACUUGCUUAGUAAAACCCGGAGCCUAGCGCUGUUGGACCGUACAGGACAGGGUGGCGCGCAGCCUCAGGGACAGUCGAUGGGAGGGGCGCCGAUGGUGCCCCAGCAAGCUGUUGUGCAGAACCAGGAGAGCAAGCCAUUCAAUGACCCUUUUGCAAAUUUGGUCAAGCUGUCUAGGAGUAGUAGUCAGACUGGGAAGACCACACAAAGUCAACAUUCAGGGCUGGAAACCAGUGGAGCAGGUGCUUCGGGACCAGGGCUUGGUGUUGGGCUGAAUACAAGUAAGGGUGAGGGGUCUUCUACAGCUGGCAGGACUUGAUGGGUAUGUUGGUAGAUCCUCGAUCUAUCUCCUUGAUUGUGUGAUAGCCCCCUACCCCCCUU